ACGCAAUGAUUAUAUUUAUCAAAUUUUCUUUGAACUAUUUCAACAAAUACAUAUCGUUCAUUUAUUAACUUAAAAGCUUUGAUUGUUUGUUUUUUGAGAUUAAGUGUAUUCUCAUUUCUAUUUAAUUAUCACGCUUAAAUUUGUGAUAUCUGUAUACAUUGCUUUUGCUAGUGAUAAAUUCACUUUUAAUCACAAAUAUCUAUGCUUUAAUUGUGCUUACAUAAAUAAAAAUUUUUGGUGUUAUCAAAAAAUUCGGAGAAGCAAAAAUUCAGGAUGGGUGUGGGUGUCGCUUCUUUAUUUAUCUGACGCCCAUACCCACACCCACACCCUCAAGAUGGUAACAAAAGACAUAUGCACUAGAAUUUCAUUUUAUACAAACAUCUCGACAUAAACAAUCAAUAGAAUAACGAAGAACACAGUAGCAUAUAAAAUAAAUGUCAAAGCUAGAAAGAGACUACAAGACAAAGCAGAACAGAGCAACAAAUUAACUCUAUUAAUAUUUUGUAGUAGGUACUUUUUAACUGAAUUACUAGAUUAGUAAAAGGACAAAUUGAUCUAUAUCAUUAAAUUCGAAAGUUAAUUAUUGAUAUUUUGAAUUUUUGAAGUCAUAUCUUCUCUACAAUGUUUUAAUUCGACUUCAAGAACAUUUCUUAUCGUUUCGGGUUCAUACACCUACGUCUUUAGUAAAUACUACUCGUCACUCAUCCAGGGUUCGUACAACUCCUUGUCUUCCGUUCACAGUAUCAGAUAAUCGAUCUUUUUAUGAACGUGAAUAUCCUCAAACGAAUUUACCUCGACGAUUAUCAAAUUCAUCGUAUCAAAAUGUUCUUCAUCAACUUCCUUCUCUUCGUUUAAUUGUCGUAGCCUGUGCUCGUAAUGUUGAAUCAGAUAUUAAAAACUAUCGAUCUCGUAUUGAACCAAUUCUUGAUCUCUUUCAUCCAUCAUCUCGUAUUCUUAUUUGCGAAAGUGAUUCAAAUGAUAAAACUAUAGAAAAACUUUAUCAAUGGUCUCGUGCACAAGUUUAUACAUAUGGUAAUAUGAUGAAAUCGUAUCCAGGACGUACUGAUCGUCUUGAAUUUUGUCGCAAUACACUGCUUAACAAAACACACGAUCUGAAAGCUGAUUAUAUCUUAGUUACCGAUAUAGAUAUGUUUCGUACUACAGUUACUUCUUUUCUUUCUAAUUUCCGAUAUAAUAUAGACGAUUGGUCAGUAAUGACAGCAUCGUCAAGCGAUCCAUAUUAUGAUAUUUGGGCAUUACGUACAUUAUCUGAUUCAAUUAUGAAUUAUGAUAUAUGGCAUCGAAUAUGGGAUUUAAGAAAACCUGGUAAAAACUAUUGUUAUGAAACACUUGUGAAUCUAAUUGUUCGUGUUCAUCAAAAACGUAUUCCGCUUGAAUAUGGUUUAAUUGAAGUACGCUCAGCUUUUGGUGGUGCUGGAUUAUAUAAAGCGAAUUCAACAUAUACAUGUCAAUACGAUGGAGAAGGUAAUACUUGUGAACAUAUAGAAUUUCAUUUAUGUAUACGAGAACAAAAUCACGGAAGAAUUUUUAUUAAUUCUGCAUUUCAAGUUUUUUAA
Messenger RNA from Adineta steineri, 1577 nucleotides. Lineage: Eukaryota; Metazoa; Rotifera; Eurotatoria; Adinetida; Adinetidae. The record is from the annotation of a GenBank genome assembly.